GGUCACCUGCAGGACUAAUUGGUGUCAUGGCGGGAGAUUGACGGCUGCACUCCCCUCAGCGCCUUCCUUCCGUCACGGGUCAGCGGGGAGACGGAAUGGCCGACAGGACGCCACGCGCCCUCAAACAUGGCCGCCCCGGGGGGUGGACUUAGCGGCGCCCUUUGAAGGCCUCAAGCCUGCCGUGAAAAUGGCCGCACGCCAGCGCUUUGAUGCUUGCUCCGCCCCCUCCGUUCCACCUGAGCGGCGCUGCGUGUGCGCAUGAAGUCAUCAUCAUCGUCAUCGUCAACCGGGGAAACAAGCUCCGCCCCCUCGCACGUAGCACGGACAGUUGGACCUCAGGAAGUGGUGAAGACCCUCCCCACACACAACUUACCCUGACGUCGCUUCCUCCACCUCCUUCUCCCGAGACACGGUCCAUCCAGCCAGCCAGCAUGCGAGCGUGGGCCCCCCUGCUGGCCCCCCUGCUGGCCCUCUGCCUUCUGGCGCCGCCCGCCGGCGCCCAGCCUUUGGCCAUCUUCCGCCCGGAGCGCGGGGACUGGCCGCUCAACCACCUGACGGUGCACCGGGGCACGGGGGCGGUCUACCUGGGCGCCGUCAACCGCGUGUACAAGCUGUCGGGCAACCUGACGCUGCAGGUGUCGCACGCCACGGGCCCCGAGGACGACAACAAGGCGUGCUACCCGCCGCUCACCGUGCAGCCCUGCUCGGAGCCGCUGGCGCCCACCGACAACGUCAACAAGCUGCUGCUGGUGGACUACGCCCAGAAGCGUCUGCUGGCGUGCGGCAGCCUCUACCAGGGCGUGUGCAAGCUGCUGCGUCUGGACGACCUCUUCAUCCUGGUGGAGCCCUCGCACAAGAAGGAGCACUACCUGUCCAGCGUCAACCGCACCGGCACCAUGUACGGCGUCAUCGUGCCCGCGCAGGGCCAGGACGCCACUCUCUUCAUCGGCACGGCGGUGGACGGCAAGCAGGACUACUUCCCCACCGUUUCCAGCCGCAAGCUCCCCCGCGACCCGGAGUCCUCGGCCAUGCUGGACUACGAGCUGCACACCGACUUCGUGUCCUCGCUCAUCAAGAUCCCCUCCGACACGCUGGCGCUGGUGUCCCACUUCGACAUCUACUACGUCUACGGCUUCGCCAGCGGCGGCUUCGUCUACUUCCUGACCGUGCAGCCCGAGACGCCGGAGGGCGGCAUGUCGUCCGGCGGCUCUGCCGGCGACCUCUUCUACACCUCGCGCGUGGUCCGCCUGUGCCGGGACGACCGCAAGUUCCACUCCUACGUCUCGCUGCCCGUGGGCUGCGUGAAGAACGGCGUGGAGUACCGCCUGCUGCAGGCCGCCUACCUGGGCAAGCCGGGCCGCGUGCUGGCCGCCGCGCUGCACGUGGGCGCGCAGGACGACGUGCUCUUCGCCGUUUUCUCCAAGGGGCAGAAGCAGUUCCACCGGCCACCCGACGACUCGGCGCUGUGCGCCUUCACCAUCCGAGACAUCAACGCGCGCAUCACGGAGCGCCUGCGGUCCUGCUACCAGGGCGAAGGACACCUGGAGCUCAACUGGCUGCUGGGGAAGGACGUGCAGUGCACCAAAGCGCCCGUGCCCAUCGACGACUCCUUCUGCGGCCUGGACAUCAACCAACCCCUGGGCGGCUCCCAGCUGGUGAGCGGACACACCCUCUACACCGAGACCCGGGACCGCAUGACCGCCGUCAUCUCCUACGUCUACAACGGCUACUGUGUGGUCUUCGUGGGCACCAAGAGUGGACGUCUGAAGAAGAUCCGCGUGGACGGCCCCCCUGACGGCGGCGUCCAGUACGAGACGGUGACGGUGAUGAAGGACGGCGCCCCCAUCCUCCGGGACAUGGCCUUCUCGCUGGACCGCGCUCACCUCUACGUCAUGUCGGAGCGACAGGUGACCCAGGUGCCCAUCGAGUCAUGUGAGCAGUACGGGACCUGCGGCGAGUGCCUCAGCUCCGGGGACCCCCACUGUGGCUGGUGUGUGCUGCACAACGUGUGUUCCCAGAAGAACCGCUGCGACCGGGCCAGCGAGCCCUACCGCUUCGCCGCCGCUCUGGACCAGUGUGUGAAGGCCAGCGUGCACCCCGACAGCAUCGCCGUGUCCGAGCCCGGCGUGACCCUGCUGGUGAAGGUCAGCGACGUUCCCGACCUUUCGGCGGGAAUAACCUGCUCCUUCGGCAACCUGACGGAGGUGGAGGGGCAGGUGAAGGGCGACCAGAUCCUGUGCGUGUCGCCGGCCGCCAAGGACGUGCCCCUCAUCCCCGCUGACCAAGAUUGGUCGGGCGUGGAACUGAGGCUCAACUCAAAGGAGACCCGGCAGAUGCUCAUCAGCACCGAGGUCAAGUUCUACAACUGCAGCGUCCACCAACUGUGUUUGUCGUGUGUGAACAGCGCCUUCCGCUGCCACUGGUGCAAGUACCGCAACUUGUGCACCCACGACCCCUCCAGUUGCUCCUUCCAGGAGGGACGAGUCAACGCCUCGGAGGACUGUCCCCAGCUGGUGCGCUCCGAGGAGAUCCUGAUCCCGGCGGGGGAGGUGAGGCCCAUCACGCUGAAGGCCAAGAACCUACCACAGCCGCAGUCGGGCCAGCGGGGCUACGAGUGUGUGCUCCACAUCCAGGGGGUCAGCCACCGGGUCACCGCCCUGAGGUUCAACAGCUCCAGCGUGCAGUGCCAGAACAGCUCGUAUUUGUACGAGGGCAUGAAGAUCAGUGAGCUGCCCGUGGAUUUCUCUGUGGUUUGGAACGGCAACUUCAUUAUUGACAACCCGGAGGACAUUCAAGUGCACUUGUACAAGUGUGCGGCUCAGCGGGACAGCUGCGGCGUGUGUCUGAAGGCCGACAGGAAGUUCCAGUGCGGCUGGUGCAGCGGCGAGGGCAAGUGCACCCUGCGGCGCCACUGCCCCCCCACCAACCCUUACACCACGCGCUGGCUCAAUCUGUCCAGCAAGAACGUCAAGUGCACCAACCCCCGCAUCACCGAGGUGACUCCAGUCGCUGGACCCCCAGACGGCGGUACAAGAGUGACCAUCCACGGCACCAACCUUGGUCUUUCCUUCUCGGACGUGGUGGGCAACGUGGAGGUGGCGGGGGUGCGGUGUGCGCCUGUGCAGGACGGCUACAUCGUCGCCGAACAGAUUGUUUGUGAGAUGGAGGCGACCCCUGCUGAAAGUCCGCCCGGUCCGGUCCAGCUUUGCGUCGGGGAGUGCAGGCCGGAACUCCGAGCUCGAUCCAAUCAACUCUACUCCUUCGUGACGCCCACCAUCACGGGCGUGUCACCCAGCAGAGGCCCGGAGUCCGGGGGCACCAGGGUGACCAUCAUGGGCGAGAACCUCGGCGCCGGCAGCAACGUCAGCGUUCAGUUCGGGAACCAGACGUGCGAGUUCUUCAGUCGAACCAUGACAGAAAUCGUGUGCUGCUCGGCGCCGUCCCUGUCCGGGAUCGGCCCGGUCCGUACCAGCGUGAGCGUGGACCUGGCCCUAAUCCGAGAGAGCCUGACCUUCGAGUACAUCGACGACCCCACCGUGGCGCGCAUCGAUCCCGACUGGAGCAUCGCCAGUGGCCACACCCCCCUGAUGGUGACCGGCUCCAACCUGGAUGUGGUCCAAGAGCCCAGGAUCCGGGUCAAGUACGGCGGGAAAGAAUCUGUCAAUGUGUGCAAAGUGUUGAACAGCACCAGCAUGAGCUGCUGGGCUCCCUCCCUGGCGGAGGACUACCACCCAGGCCUGGAGGCGGUGAAGCACGCCGACGAGUUCGGCUUCAUCUUCAACAACGUGCAAGCGCUGCUGGUCUACAACACCACCAGCCUGCUCUACUACCCCAACCCUUACUUUGAGCCUCUCAGCGCCACGGGAGUCCUGGAGCAGAAGCCAGGGUCGCCCAUCAUUCUCAAGGGCAGAAACCUGCUACCCCCGGCCUCAGGAGGGGCCAAGCUUAACUACACGGUGCUGAUUGGAGAGACCCCCUGCUCGGUGACCGUGUCCGAGAGCCAGCUGCUGUGCGAGCCGCCCAACCUCACCGGACAAUACAAAGUCAUGGUCCAGGUGGGCGGCCUCCACGUGUCCCCCGGCGCCGUGCACAUCGUGUCGGACAGUCUGCUCACCCUGCCCGCCAUCGUCAGCAUCGCCGCCGGCGGGGGGCUCCUCCUCAUCAUCGUCAUCCUGGUCCUCAUCGCCUACAAGCGGAAGUCGCGCGAGAACGACCUGACGCUGAAGCGCCUGCAGAUGCAGAUGGACAACCUGGAGUCACGCGUGGCCCUGGAGUGCAAAGAAGCCUUCGCCGAGCUGCAGACCGACAUCAACGAGCUCACCAGCGACCUGGACCGAGCCGGCAUCCCUCACCUGGACUACAGGACGUACGCCAUGAGGGUGCUGUUCCCCGGCAUCGAGGACCACCCCGUCCUCAGGGAGCUGGAGGUGUCGGGGAAUGGUCAGCAGAACGUGGAAAAGGCCCUCAAGCUCUUCGGCCAGCUCAUCAACAACAAAGUCUUCCUGCUCACCUUCAUCCGAACCCUGGAGAUGCAGCGCUCCUUCUCCAUGCGGGACCGCGGCAACGUGGCCUCGCUCAUCAUGACCGCCUUGCAGGGGCGCCUGGAGUACGCCACCGACGUCCUCAAGCACCUGCUCUCCGACCUCAUCGACCGCAACCUGGAGAGCAAGAACCACCCCAAGCUGCUGCUGCGCAGAACCGAGUCGGUGGCAGAGAAGAUGCUCACCAACUGGUUCGCCUUCCUGCUGCACAGGUUCCUGAAGGAAUGUGCCGGCGAGCCUCUUUUUAUGCUCUACUGCGCCAUCAAGCAGCAGAUGGAGAAAGGACCCAUCGACGCCAUCACUGGAGAGGCACGCUACUCCCUGAGUGAGGACAAGCUCAUACGGCAGCAGAUCGAGUACAAAACCUUGAUCCUGAACUGUGUGAACCCAGACAACGAAAACAGCCCGGAGAUUCCGGUGAAAGUGCUCAACUGCGACACCAUCACGCAGGUGAAGGAGAAGAUCCUGGACGCCGUCUACAAGAACAUGCCCUACUCGCAGCGCCCCCGCGCCGUGGACAUGGACCUCGAGUGGCGUCAAGGGCGUUUGGCUCGCGUGGUGCUGCAGGACGAAGACAUCACCACGAAGAUCGAGAAUGACUGGAAGAGGCUCAACACGCUCCUGCACUACCAGGUGUCCGAUCGCUGCGUGGUGGCGCUGGUGCCCAAGCAGACCUCGUCCUACAACAUCCCCACCUCAGCAAGCAUAUCACGGUCCUCCAUCAGCAGAUACGACUCCUCGUUCCGCUACACCGGCAGUCCAGACAGCCUGCGGUCCCGCGCCCCCAUGAUCACGCCCGAUCUAGAGAGCGGCGUGAAGGUGUGGCACUUGGUGAAGAACCACGAGCACGGGGACCAGAAGGAAGGAGACCGCGGCAGCAAGAUGGUCUCCGAGAUCUACCUGACCCGGCUGCUGGCCACCAAGGGAACGCUGCAAAAGUUUGUGGACGACCUUUUCGAGACGCUGUUCAGCACGGUCCACCGAGGCAGCGCCUUGCCGCUGGCCAUCAAGUACAUGUUCGACUUCCUGGACGAGCAGGCCGACAAGCACGACAUUCACGACACGGACGUGCGUCACACGUGGAAGAGCAACUGCCUGCCGCUGCGCUUCUGGGUGAACGUGAUCAAGAACCCUCAGUUUGUGUUCGACAUCCACAAGAGCAGCAUCACGGACGCCUGCCUGUCUGUGGUGGCCCAGACCUUCAUGGACUCCUGCUCCACCUCCGAGCACCGCCUGGGCAAGGACUCGCCGUCCAACAAGCUGCUCUACGCUAAAGACAUCCCCAACUACAAGAGCUGGGUGGAAAGGUACUACGCCGACAUCAACCGACUGCCGGCCAUCAGCGACCAGGACAUGAACGCCUACCUGGCAGAGCAGGCCCGGCUGCACUCCUGCGAGUUCAACAUGCUGAGUGCCCUCAACGAGAUCUACUCUUACAUCAGCAAGUACAGCGAGGAGAUCACGGCGGCCUUGGAGCAGGACGACCACGCCAGGAAGCAGCGUCUGGCCUACAAGGUGGAGCAGCUCAUCGGCGCCAUGUCCCUCGAGAGUUGAGGACCGCUUUGGAUCCUUUGAGGCUCUUUUGCAAGACGGGGACGAGUCCAAGUCCGAGUCCCGGGCACAUGUGGUUGUGAGGACGCCUCGGCAUGGAAGGACCGACUUAUUUAUUGAUGUUGUUUUCCAGGACUUUGGUGUGUGUGUGUAUGUGUUUGGGGGGGGGACUCAAGUCUGCUGCAUUCAGAUUUUAUUUUUAUACUGGGACCUUUGGGAAGUGAUCCACAACCAGUGAGGAUCCUGGCCCUCUCCUCGGAAGGAGGAGACACGGACGAGUCCACCAGUUCUUGUAGCAGCGUCCAUGGAGCGAAUGUAGAAAAACGUUUUCCAAACGGAGCUCGCCAAGAGCUUCCCAGACCUCAAAAGCACCGAAAUCCUUGGUUUUCCUGCAUUCCUUCCUUCGCGUCUUCGUGUGCUUGGCUUGCCGUCCGCUCAUCAGUCCAAGUGGGUCUUGGUGGACUUUGACUCGAGUGCCAAAAUCGGUUUAUGCUUUACAAAGUAGAGCGUCGAGCACCGGACAUCGACGGUCGCCUCGUUGCAAGAGAGCUUCCCCUUAGUCGCUACAGUUUGUCCUUCUAAGCGUCGAGCAGGUGGGAACACGUCCAAAACUGCAGUUCUUGUCCAGCCUUCUUCAGGACCUACAAAUCUUAAAGGACUCCAACUGAGAACUGAGAGGACCAAGCAAAUCCAAGUACCAAAAGAGAUAGGACAUCAUGGCUAGCCCUGUUUUUUUUACCCCCAACCUUAAAACCAUACCCCUUAACCCCCAAGCCUUAAAGCGAGCUCUAACCCCGAGACCCAACUCCAGCUCUAUUCCUAACUUUAGCUCGAACCUCAGUCCUAACCCUAAUUUAAGCCCUGACCUCAGUCCUAAACCGAUAUUAACCGCAUCCCAUCUUUUCAGUCCCUCAACCUACAGAUGGACAACAACCCAGGGGGUUAACGUCCGCCAAAAAACCAGGGUCGAUGUGGAGAGUGUGGUCUUGUCCUAAGGCGACCACAGUCAAGCAGCUCCAAAAAGGCUGUCAGGACAUCCCGGACCACCUUUGCCCAGAUGCCCCUCUGAUGGAUUUUUCGGAUUCCUUGCUUAUGGAAUAGAAAAACCACCUCAGGCAGCUGAAUUAAAUCCUUAGGAACCACUACAUCCCGGUCUUUCACAGCCAGGAUUUUGAGACCGAGAGGGACAGCAUCCAUUGGACGGAUGACACAGCCAGGAAAAUGCUAAACCACUGGCUUCGGCAUUUAAAUCUGCUGUCCCAAUAAACCCGACCACUUGGGGGGCAAUAUAAAUGUGGCCCUCACAGUUGUCCCUCUUCAACCAAGCCCUCAAUUUGGUCCCUUCACCCAACCUCAGUCAGGUGAACUAUGACCUCUGGUAAUAUCACAGGAGCAUCAAGGUCUUUUCACCCCCAUGUCCGACUGGGAGCCCUCACCUGGACUGUUGCCUCCGGAAUUUCAGGCAAUGGUCCUGGCUGAUGAGAUCCCCUCGCUCAGGGUCAUGCUUUGAACCUGCCAUUGUGCCCAACGCUAACUGUAGCCCUAACCCUUACCUCAGUCUUAACCCUGACUUUAGCUCUAAUCUCAACCCAAACCUCAACCCCAGUCCUAACCGGAUAUUAGCCACAUCCCAUCUUUUCAGUCCCUGGACCUACAGAAGGACAACUAGCUGGGGGUUAAGUUCUGCCAGGCGCAGGCCAUCCUCCAAAAAAGCAAGGAUGUUGUCGAUGAAGAGAGUGUCCAUCAACUUCCUGGAGCUUUAAGGGUCCUGACUUCAAAUACACACCUCUUUGACAUCAAGGUGUUUUUCAAGGAGACCCGGACUCUCCUCUACAAAAACAGCUCCCACCCCAAACAUACCCUUGCGGGGUUGGUGAAAUCACAACUUUGAAGGUUUCCUAGGAUUGGGACUAGGCGGGGGGGCUUCUUGGAGGACUUGAGGCCCCUCUUUUCUGCCCUGAAGGGGAGGGGCUAUUCCAGGUCCCUCCUCAGGCGACAGUUGAGGGUCUUCUUGGACCGGAAGAGGCCUACCCCUGGGACAACCACAAUUCCUCUGAUCACCACAUCCAGUCCCAGAGCCGCACAGGUCGCCAGGAAGGUAAACAACUUCCAGACCUGUGUGGGGAGCAGUGGGAGUCUGCGGGAGAAUUAUGUGCUGUCGGCCUUCCGAAAGAACCCCAACUUGAGUGAUCUGCUAGUCAGCUCAUUUAGAGACCCGCCCUCCAUCCGGAGGGAUUCCCCUUUUUGGUGAACCCCCACAAGGGCAAAGUCUUUCAGCCGACACGCCAAGAACUGUGUGUACGUGGUUGGGUGUCAGGGACGUGGCGUGAUGUGCGUGGGUGAGACCGGCAGUACCCCGGCUGUGAGGUUGGCCCAGCACAAGCACAAUAUCGUUAGACAGGAAAGUAGCAAGACUCCCCUGGUCCAGCACUUUGUCCUACACGGGUGGGGUGGUCUUCAGUCCGGGUGACACGGGUGGGGUGGUCUUCCAUCCGGGCAACUGUCGUAGAGAUGGAUCCCAAAUAGAGCCUCGCCCAAUACCACAGGGCGGAGCUCCUUUGGAUCAGCAGGUUGGGCACGAGGUCUCGAUGAGGCGUGAGUGUGAGCCCGUCCUUUUACUUCUCCUUAUGUACCUUCUAUGCCCCCACACCCCUGCUUCCCUAACCCUAACCAAUGUUCUUACCUUAUUCUUUGGCUUCUUUAGCCCUAACCCCAACUCUAACCUUAACCAACCCUUUUUCUUUAAUCUUUAGCUUCUUUAUACCUAACCUAACUCCAACCCUGACCCCAACUCUAACUUCUGACCUUAGUCCUAACCCCAACCCUGACCUAACCAUUUUUCUUUAUACCUAACAUUAACCCAACCCCAAUCUUAACCAACUAUUUAUUUUUUCUCUAAUCUUUAGCUUCUUGAUACCUAACCCCAACUCUAACCUUAGUCCUAAACCCAAUUUUGAACCAAAUCCUUAACUCUAACCCCGACUCUGACCCUAACCUUAACCAACCCCUUUUCUUUUUUUCUUUAAUCUUUAGCUUCUUUAUACCUACCAACUCUAACCCUCACAUUUAACUCCAACCCUGACUCCAACUCUAAUUCUAACCUUAGUAUUAACCCCAACUCUAACCUUAGUCCUAAACCCAAUUUUGAACCAAAUCCUUAACUCUGACCCCGACUCUGACCCUAACCUUAACCAACCCCUUUUCUUUUUUUCUUUGAUCUUUAGCUUCUUUAUACCUACUAACUCCAACCCUCACAUUUAACUCCAACCCUGACUCCAACUCUAAUUCUAACCUUAGUAUUAACCCCAACUCUAACCCUAACCUCUAACUCCAACUCCAAACCCGACCUUAGUCCUAACCCCAACCAGCUCUUUUACUUUAUACGUAACCUUAACCUUAGCUUCUUUAUACCUCACCUCAACAAUACCCAACCUCAACCAUAACUCCAAAUCUAACCUUAGUCCUAAACCCAACUCUAACCCCAACUUUUACCAACCCUUUUUUCUCUAUAAUCUUCAGCUUCUUUUUACCUACCAACUCUUAACCCUCACAUUUAAGUCCAACCCUGACUCCAACUCUAAUUCUAACCUUAGUAUUAACCCCAACUCUAACCCUAACCUCUAACUCCAACUCCAAACCCGACUUUAGUCCUAACCCCAACCAGCUCUUUUUCUUUAUACGUAACCUUAACCUUAGCUUCUUCAUACCUCACCUCAUAGGGGCGGCAUAGCUCGGUUGGUAGAGUGGCCGUGCCAGCAACUUGAGGGUUGCAGGUUCGAUUCCCGCUUCCGCCAUCCUAGUCAAUGCCGUUGUGUCCUUGGGCAAGACACUUUACCCACCUGCUCCCAGUGCCACCCACAAUGGUUUAAAUGUAACUUAUAUAUUGGGUUUCACUAUGUAAAGCGCUUUGAGUCACUAGAGAAAAGCGCUAUAUAAAUAUAAUUCACUUCACUUCAACCAUACCCAACCUCAACCAUAACGCCAAAUCUAACCUUAGUCCUAAACCCAACUCUGACCCCAACUUUUACCAACCCUUUUUUCUCUAUAAUCUUUAGCUUCUUUAUACCUACCAACCCUAACCCUAACCCUAACCCCAACUCUAACUUUAGUCCUAACCCCAACCAACUUUUUUUUCUCUUUUGGUCGCAUGACAUCUGUCCCAGGUACUUCUUCACCACACCUUUCCCAAACACGUAGUGAACCCUUGGUUACAAACACUUCACCCCUACUCUUCCAAACACCUAGGGAACCCUCUGUUCCAGACACACCACCACACAUGCCUGAUAGUCCCCUUCUGUGCCAGACACUUCAUCACACACAUCUGACACAGAGGAUGAAGACGUACAGGAAGUUUUCAGACACGCAAACACCAAUAGGAAAAUGCUCGAUUGGAGAUUGCUGGCCACCAGAAGAAUUUUGGUGAUCGGCGACUCCAAUUUGAGUCAUAUACCCCCCUUCACUGUGCCUGACCUUCAGAUCGACAGUUACCCGGGGGCAAAUUUUCGCCACGCGGAAGCCAUCCUGGCCAAGACCAGAGCCACGGUCCAGGUUGACGUAUUAGUCCUAGCCUUCGGUAUCAAUAACCGUGAGCAGAAGGUUAAGGAGACCACCCUUAAACAGCUCCAAGGGGCACUCCGGGCAGCCAGGAAAACCUUCCCACAUGCCUGAUUGCUUAUCCCCCUGAUUAACUUUUCAGCUUCUCUGCCCGUUGAGCACCACCUACUCUCCUUCGGCCGUCAGAGUCGUGAGAAAAGUCAAAACCCAUUUCCGUAUUUUCUCGGAGAGUAGCGGGAGGCUGCUGGGGCACUAUGUGGUACCGGCCUACCGGAAGAACCCCAACUUGAAUGAUAUGUAUAUCAGGAACCAUUACGCUCACAUCCCGGCCCUUGACAGCCAGGAAUUUGAUACCCGUGGUGACCUGAUCCAUUGGACUUGCGUAUGUUGGAGCACUGGCUUGAAUGUUUAAACUAGGCCCCCCCAAAAUCCUGAAAAAUCGGGGGGGGUAAUAAGAACGUGAUAAAUUUGGCCCGUAGUUUCACUUCUCAACAAGGGCCUCAACUUUAUCCCUUCGUCCAAUCUGAGUAGUGACUGGCGCCAUCAGUUGAAAUUCGACCUCCAGCACUACCACGGACGUGUCAAACUAGCAUUAUAUUAUGAGAAACAAGACCUUCUCAAACCCAGACCCUUUACAGCCCGCUCCCACUGGGAGCCCUCACCUGGACUUUUGCCUCCGGAGUUCCAGGCCUUGGUCACAUUGUCCGGUUCGGGCUGUGCGCCUGCGGUUUUUUCCCCAACUUGACACGCGAAGAGGUUGAGGCCCUUGAUAGUCUAAAAUGCAAUAAGCAUAUUGUGAUCAAGCCCGCCGACAAAGGCAGUGCUGUUGUCAUUUUUGACAGGAUCACAAUACAUAUGGGAGGGCUCUCGGCAGUUGAGUGACACUACUUACUAUAAACCACUGCCUGAACCUAUUUACCCCCAAACCAUCCCCAUGGUAGAAAAGAUUAUACGUAAUCUGCUACUAAAAAAAUGUAUCAAUUUGAAACAACAAAAGUACCUCCUUGGUGAGCCGGAUCCCCGCCCCCGCCGAUUUUACAUGCUCCCUAAGAUCCACAAGGAGCCAGAUCAAUGGAGCAAGCCCCAUGAGAUACCACCGGGCCGACCCAUUGUAUCUGACUGCGGGAGCGAGACGUAUAGAACGGCAAGAGUACAUCGACUACUAUUUAAGGCCACUCUCCCUUCCACACGACAACUACAUCAAGGACACUUAGCAUUUCAUUGAUAAAAUCCAAAAUGUGCACAUUCCCCCAGAUGCCAUCUUAUUUACGAUUGAUAUUGACAGCCUGUAUACCAACAUUGAUAUCGAGGAGGGUAUCCGGGCUGUCAAAAAUGUCUUCCACACGUAUCGUGACGUCAGCAGGCCUGAAAAGGAGCUUUUGGAGCUCCUUGAAAUUAAUUUGAGGAGAAACGAUUUUGAGUUCGAUGGUCGUUUCUACCUCCAAAUUAAGGGCACUGCUAUGGGCAAGAAAUUUGAGUGGGAGACCUCUGCUUUGGCCUCUUGCCCAAAACGUCCCGAACAUUAUUUUCGGUACCUGGAUGACAUCUGGGGCGUUUGGACUCACUUCAGCGUGUUUUUAAACACGCACAAUAAAAAUAUCACCAUUAAGUCGACCACGAGUAACACAUCCGUCGACUUUUUGGACACCACGACAUUCAAGGGUCCCAAUUUUGCCAAAACGCAACUUUUGGACAUAAAAGUGUUCUUCAAGGAGACGGACACCCAUGCUACAAAAGCAGCUUCCACCCCAAGCACACAUUUGCGGGGCUGGUGAAAUUCCAACUCCUGAGGUUUCAUCGUAUUUGUACUAGGCAGGAGGAUUUCCUGGUGGCCUCGAAGGCCCUCUUUACUGCUCUGAAGGGGAGGGGCUAUUCUAGGUCCUUCCUCAGAAGACAGUUGAGGGUCUUCCUGGACCCCAAGGGACCUCCCCCUGGUACGGACAUGAUUCCUCUUAUCACCACCUACUCUCCUUCGGCCGUCAGAGUCGUGAGAAAAGUCAAAACCCAUUUCCGUACUUUCUCGGAGAGUAGCGGGAGGCUGCUGGGGCACUAUGUGGUACCGGCCUACCGGAAGAACCCCAACUUGAAUGAUAUGUUGGUCACUGGGAGACCCGCCCUCCGCUCAGAGGGACGCCCUUGUCCGCCAUGCACCAUGGUUUGUGAACCCCCAGAACCGCAAGGUUUUCCAACCACUACAAACUCAAAAUUGUGUUUAUGUCAUUCGGUGUCAACGAUGUGGCGAUAUGUACGUGGGCGAGACGGGCAAUACCUUAGCUAGGAGAUUCGCCCAACAUAAGUACGACAUCGUUAGACACAAAAACACCAAUACUCACCUGGUCCGGCAUUUUGUCCGACACGGGUGGUCUUCCGUCCGGGCAACAGUCGUCGAGGCGAACCCCAGAUGGAGCCUCGCCCAACGCCGCAGGGCGGAGCUCAUCUGGAUCGCGAACUUGGGCACCAGAUAUCCAGUAGGCCUUAACGAGGUAUGAGGGGGAGCCAUAGGAGUGUUGAUGGACCGUGCACAUUCCUUUUUUUACUUCCCUUUUUAUUUUUCUUAUAUAUCCCCCCACCCCCUCUUCCUUUCUAACCCUACCCAUUUUCUUUUUAUGGUUCUAACCAUAACCCCAAUCCUAACCCUAACCCCAACUCUAACUUUAGUCCUAACCCCAACCAACUUGUUUUUCUCUUUAAUCUUUAGCUUCUUCAUACCUAACCUUAACCCCGACCUCAACUCUAACCUUAGCCCUAACCCCAGCCUGAGCCCCUAAGGACUAAGGCCUUAACCUUCCCCUCCCCAGGGUCCUGGGUUUGAUUCCGUCCGGUAUAGGGGUGGGAUCUGCAAGGAUUUUAGAUAUUUUACAUCCCAGGGAAGGGUACAUAUACAUAUUUUACUUUUCUUUUCCCUCCCUUCACCCCUGCCCCCCCCCUUCCUCCACACUACCAUAUUCUCAUUUUCAUUACAAACAUAACCAUAACUUUUUCUCUCAAUUCCACUCUACCUCCCUAUAUGCCUAAACAUAACCACAACUCCUUUCUCAUAUUAACAAUAACUACAGAUACCUCACAAACACACCCUCUUUCCCCCCGAACCCUAACCCUACUUUUCACACCCCCUGAGUGUCAGAGGAGUAUUUUUAUUUUUUAACCUUAUCUAACCUUAGUUCUAACCCUAACCUCUAACUCCAACUCCAAACCUGACUUUAGUCCUAACCCCAACCCCAACCAGCACUUUCUUUAUACGUAACCUUAACGUUAGCUUCGUUAUACCUCACCCCAACCCCAAAUCUAACCUUAGUCCUAAACCCAACUCUAACCCUAAUUUCUGCCAACCCCUUUUCCUUUUUUUCCUCUAUAAUUUUUAGCUUCUUUAUACCUCACCUUAACCCCGAGCUCAACUCUAACCUUAGCCCUAACCCUAACCUCUAACUCCAACUCCAAACCUGACUUUAGUCCUAACCCUAACCAGCUCUUUUUCUUUAUACGUAACCUUAACGUUAGCUUCGUCAUACCUCACUCCAACCCCAAAUCUAACCUUAGUCCUAAGCCCAACUCUAACCCUAAUUUUUACCAACCCCUUUUCCUUUUUUUCCUCUAUAAUCUUUAGCUUCUUUAUACCUACCAACCCCGACCCCAACUCUAACUUUAGUCCUAACCCCAACCAACUUUUUUUGCUCUCUAACCUUUAGCUUCUUUAUACCUCACCUUAACCCCGAGCUCAACUCUAACCUUAGCCCUAACCCUAACCUCUAACUCCAAACCGGACUUUAGUCCUAACCCCAACCCUAACCAGCUCUUUUUCUUUAUACGUAACCUUAACGUUAGCUUCGUUAUACCUCACCCCAACCCUAACUCCAAAUCUAACUUUAGUCCUAAGCCCAACUCUAACCCUAAUUUUCAACAACCCCUUUUCCUUUUUAUCUCUAUAAUCUUUAGCUUCUUUAUACCUACCAACCCCGACCCCAACUCUAACUUUAGUCCUAACCCCAACCAACUAUGUUUUCUCUCUAACCUUUAGCUUCUUUAUACCUCACCUUAACCCCGAGCUCAACUCUAACCUUAGCCCUAACCCUAACCUCUGACUCCAACUCCAAACCUGACUUUAGUCCUAACGCCAACCCUAACUAGCUCUUUUUCUUUAUACGUAACCUUAACGUUAGCUUCGUUAUACCUCACCCCAACUCCAAAUCUAACCUUAGUCCUAAACCCAACUCUAACUCCAAUUUUUACCAACCCUUUUCCCUUUUUUUCUCUAUAAUCUUUAGCUUCUUUAUACCUACCAACCCCGACCCCAACUCUAACUUUAGUCCUAACCAACUUUUUUUUCUCUCUAACCUUUAGCUUCUUUAUACCUCACCUUAACCCCGAGCUCAACUCUAACCUUAGCCCUAACCCUAACCUCUAACUCCAACUCCAAACCUGACUUUAGUCCUAACGCCAACCCUAACUAGCUCUUUUUCUUUAUACGUAACCUUAACGUUAGCUUCGUUAUACCUCACCCCAAACCCAACUCCAAAUCUAACCUUAGUCCUAAGCCCAACUCUAACCCCAACUUUUACCAACCCCUUUUCCUUUUUUUCUCUCUAAUCUUUAGCUUCUUCAUACCUCACCUUAACCCCAAGCUCAACUCUAACCUUAGCCCUAACCCCAGCCUGAGCCCCUAAGGACUUAACCUCCCCCUCCCCAGGGUCCUGGGUUUGAUUCCAUCUGCAGGCCCAGUUUGUCCCAGUCUCCCCAAGCUCCUCCUCAUUCCUCACUUGACUUUCACAGAACCCAGACCUAAAUGCCUUCUUCUCCUCCUCCAGGGGAUAGAAAUGCUCCUCACUUUUAGCUCCUUCUUCUAAAACUCCGUCAGAGUUGAGGCGCCCCUGAAAGCUCCUUUCCUUCGCCAACUUUUCUAAAAACUACAAAAGCGUUUAGUUUUCAUUUUUCAACGCCACCCCAAAAAGAUUUUCCUUUGCUUUUGUUGCCCGCCCAGCAAACAAAAGUGCAGUCCGAAAGAUCCAAGUUAAGACUCGCCCCAGUCAAGAAAGCUUGUAGAAGACCUCUCUGCAGACACUGGACUCCUGUAAGAUAAUCAUUAGUCCGUCUUUGUUAUUUGAUAUGAAAAGGUGUGGUGAAGCUGAAGGUAUUUAACUUGUUCUCGAUUGUGUACUUACUGUAAAUAUGAAGCACACCUAUUUUGCAAGCCAAGGAUGACUUUGUACCAUUGUUAUAUAUGAAUAAACUUUGCUGUGCAGCAACA
Molecule: messenger RNA, 15888 nt
Organism: Nerophis ophidion (straightnose pipefish)
Lineage: Eukaryota; Metazoa; Chordata; Actinopteri; Syngnathiformes; Syngnathidae
Gene: plxna2
Product: plexin A2
Exons: 32
Coding region: 210-6095 (1961 amino acids)
Biological process (GO): regulation of cell migration; regulation of GTPase activity; semaphorin-plexin signaling pathway involved in axon guidance
Cellular component (GO): semaphorin receptor complex
Molecular function (GO): protein binding; semaphorin receptor activity
Source: RefSeq, a predicted model, not a curated record